ACACAUGCACACGCACACACACACACACACCCCAAGAGGCUUGCUUACAGGUGCCACUGUGGUAACCCCUUCAGUUCCUGUCACAUUCCUUCAAAUUUGUCAUGUGUGACUUUUUGUGCCUGAAAUUCCUGUCAGGAAAGAGGAAUGAUUUCCUCUUGAAAAAAGGAAUCACUUCCUGUUAUUAUUUCCUUCCUCAUUGUCUGGCUUUAUUUUUUGCAUAUUCUUUUUGUUCUUUGACAGAAAUAAGAAUGCUUUAGUAGCCUUUUCAGAGUCCUCUAGCCAGAUCAUCAACAAUAGUUCUGAUUGGAAUAAAUUGACAUCAGUAACCACUGAGGAAGUCUCCAGCAAAAGCCCUGCACCAAGUGAACUGAGCACAGUAUCUUCUGACAGCUUCUACGAUGCCAACCCUGCACCAAGUGAACUGACCACAGUAUCUUCUGAAACCUUCUACGAUGCCAACUGUGACUCAAAUGAGUCGAAAACUAUAACCCAUGUUAGACCCAUGCCUGAAAGAAUAAAGGAACAACUCUCCAGGCUCGAUAAUGGUACUGAGGACACUGACUUGUCUGAUUCUUGUGGCCAAGAGAUUAAGAAAGUUAUACGCUUAAUUGUAUCAUCUUUCAUAAUCAGAAUAUUUGGAAUCUUGCUCGUCUUUGUGGACAUGUCUCUUAUCAUCGCAGAUCAAUUCAUCUCUGAUAGCAAAGUGUAUAUUCCUUUGGAAUAUCGUUCAAUUUCUUUAGCUAUUGCUUUAUUUUUUUUAAUGGAUGUUCUUCUUCGAGUAUGUGUAGAAGGGAUGCAACGAUAUUUCUCUGAUUUACUUAACUCCUUAGAUGCUGUCAUUAUUCUGCUGACUCUACUGAUUGAUAUAAUUUACAUUUUUUAUACUUUAGUUAUUUUAAUGAUAUCCCCAG
Molecule: messenger RNA, 911 nt
Organism: Equus caballus (horse)
Lineage: Eukaryota; Metazoa; Chordata; Mammalia; Perissodactyla; Equidae
Source: RefSeq, a predicted model, not a curated record